Molecule: messenger RNA, 1292 nt
Organism: Scheffersomyces coipomensis
Lineage: Eukaryota; Fungi; Ascomycota; Pichiomycetes; Serinales; Debaryomycetaceae
Gene: SGT2
Product: Sgt2p
Exons: 1
Coding region: 107-1144 (345 amino acids)
Biological process (GO): post-translational protein targeting to endoplasmic reticulum membrane
Cellular component (GO): TRC complex; membrane
Molecular function (GO): molecular adaptor activity; protein binding
Source: RefSeq, a predicted model, not a curated record
GCUCUGAUUUAAAUAGAGUUCGAUAUAUCUAUAUACCUCUUACUUGUUCAUAUCGUUUGUUCAAUUAUCAUAUAGAUCUAAUAUAUACCACACACCAACACCAACGAUGUCAAGUGUAUCAAAUAAGGAUAUUGCCUUAUCCAUUGUUCAAUUCUUAAAACAAGCCGUGGCUGAUAAACAAGUUGCAGAAGAUUAUGCUGAAUCAUUAGAUGUUGCCAUUGAUUGUAUUGCUGAUGCUUUUGAAGUCAAUCAAGAUGAUGAAUCUAAAGUAUUAGGUGGUAAAUCAUUAUCUCAAUUAAUCGAAGCUGGUUUAGCAUCUAAAUCAAGUGCUUCUGCUACUGCCACUGCUUCUGCUUCUACCACUACUGCUGCUUCUACUGAAGUUGAUGCUGAAACAAAGGCAAAAGCUGAUACUUUAAAAGUUGAAGGUAAUAGAGCCAUGGCUACUAAAGAUUUCCCUACUGCUAUUGCUAAAUAUACUGCUGCUAUUGAAUUAGAUGGAUCUAAUGUCGUCUAUUUAUCAAAUAGAGCUGCUGCUUAUAGUUCAUCCCAACAACAUGAAAAAGCAGUUGUUGAUGCUGAAAAAGCCAUUGAAUUAAAUCCAAGUUUCUCUAAAGCUUAUUCAAGGUUAGGAUUAGCGAAAUAUGCUUUAGGUGAUCCAAAAUCUGCUAUGGAUGCUUAUAAAAGAGGUCUUGAUGUCGAAGGUGAUAAUAAAUCUGAUGCUAUGACUAAAGGUUAUGAAACUGCUAAAAGUAGAGUUGAAGAGGAAUUAGAAAAAUCCAUAAGUAAAUCCGAACCAGAAACUCCAAGUGAAUCAUCAUCAACUGGUUCAAGUACUGGUGCAGGUGCCGGUGGAUUACCUGAUUUAAGUAGUUUUGCUAAUAUGUUUGGUGGUGCUGGUGGAGCAGGUGGUAUGCCACCAUUAUCUGAAUUAAUGAAUAAUCCAGAUAUUAUGCAAGCUGCCAAUAGAAUGAUGCAAGAUCCUCAAGCCUUAUCUAAUUUAAUGAGUAACCCAGCUGUUCGUCAAAUGGCUCAAAACUUUGGAUUAGGUGGAGGAGCUGGUGGUGCCCCAGAUUUAAGUAAUUUAGCUAAUAUGUUUGGUGGUGGAGCUGGUGGUGCCGGUUCUGGAUCACAUGAAGAAUAAAUUGGUUUGAUCUAGUUUAGAAAAUGGGGUAAGUGUAAUUAAAAAAAAUCAAAAUAAAUAUCAAAACAUAAUACUACUUUAUAUAUACAUAUAUAUACGAAUUUAAUUCUUCUUUUAUAGUUAAUUUAAUGAAGUGCCUUUUAUGAGU